Molecule: messenger RNA, 1800 nt
Organism: Nasonia vitripennis (jewel wasp)
Lineage: Eukaryota; Metazoa; Arthropoda; Insecta; Hymenoptera; Pteromalidae
Product: chymotrypsin-2
Exons: 4
Coding region: 673-1656 (327 amino acids)
Biological process (GO): proteolysis
Molecular function (GO): serine-type endopeptidase activity
Source: RefSeq, a predicted model, not a curated record
UAUUUGCUUUAUCGUGUCUCAAAAUAAAUAAUAUAAGCUUUUGACCAUAAAUAUUCACGAUUUUGAUGAAAAAUGUCAUAAAUUAUUGCAAUCCGCUAUUACCAUAAGAAACAGACUUUAAAAAACAACAAUCGCACGUCUUUUCGCGCGUAAUUGUGCGAAAAUAAUAAACGCUCGACGUGGUACCAUAAGUAGAUUUCAAAUCAAACACCGGGGGCAAUGUUCGCAUUAAAUAGAUGACCUUGAACUCGAGCACACAUCAAACACUUCUACUGAAAAAUCGUUGAAGCUCUAUGUUUAAUAGAGCUAGAAUUAAUUGCAUCGGAGGCACGAGACUUGCGUAUUCGAUUAUUUCAACACAUCCCAUUUAUAGUUGCCAAUGUUUGUAUACGCGCUCUUUCGAGCGUGAAAUAUAAUAGUCAAAGUGAAGCUAUUACGUUCGAAAAAUUUCCCGCCGACCUUGAUAUUGAUACUUUAGAUGCGUGAUUCAUUACUUAUGAUCAAACUACAAGUGUUCGUCACUUUAUUAAUGCGAUUGUUGACGCACAUUAGUCGAGCUUUUAGCCAAACAAUUCGGGCAAUUAGCCCUGGAAAAAUUAGCCGCCGCCGAAUUAUGACGCAUACGUAGAUUCGAUUGCGCGUGGGCAAUCUGUUUACCCUCGGCAAUGAAUUAUGACGACUAGAAAAGACAAUAUCUCGAUUUUGAAACUUGCUGUUAUCCAGCUAUAUAUAGCGUCUAAUAAUAAGAAUCUCCACUCGGAAUUUCGCCGACUGCACCCAAUAGCAGACAUGCUGGUCUACGUGCUAACACUGGCUGUCUGCCUUUUUGGCGUAAGCAAUGGCUUGGAUAUUGGAAAGGAUGAAAUGAGACUCUUUGGAGGAAGCUUUGCCAACUCUGACAAGUACAAGUAUCACGUGGCGAUCCUUCAGGUCCAUCCUAAUGACACGACUCAGGUGAUCUGCGGAGGUGCCAUAAUCGACAGUCGCUAUGUUCUUACCGCAGCUCACUGCGUUUAUGAGAUUGAGAAGAGCGAAUUGAUGGUGAGGAGCGGCUGGAAUGUGGCUCCGGAGAAUCCUUAUGAGGAGGAGCGCAGUUAUCACAAAGUCGCCAAGAUCAUUUACCCAAAAGACUACUUCCACUCGCACUGUCGUCAUCACGAGCACGAUAUUGCCAUUCUCAAGGUGAAGAAAAACUUCGACCUGGCUGAAGAGAGCCAAUUCCAAAAGAUCCACCUUCCGGUAUUCGACAACAGCUACGACGGCUACGAUGUACAAUUCACAGGCUACGGUAUCCACAAGAUUCGUAAGCUCGUUAACAAGAAUGGCACUGUCGUUAAAGAGCUUCCACUCUACACAGACAGGCUCAAGUUCAUGAUCACACAGGUCAUCUCCAACGAGGAAUGCGCACGAAAAGCUUCGAGUAUUAUCACUAACACGAACAUUUGUACAGCAGCUGUGAAUUUGGACGGGUUCACGUGUUUGGGUGACGAUGGCGGUCCCUUAGUCUACGAUGACAUGGUGAUCGGUAUUCGCAAUAGUCACAACAACAAGUGUAUCCAUCAAGAGCCUGAAAUCUACACAAGAGUCUCGUCUUACCUUGGCUUCAUUCACAAGGUGCUGAACAACGACCCAUCUUAUGAUAUCGAGUACAUAUAAAAUUAUGAUAAAUGCGUUACGCGUAUACUCAUGUGAAAACAUACUAAAUUUGUUAAAAAUUAAAAAAAAAAGACUUGUACAUUGUGAUCUUAGGAUUAUAAAUUUUAGGCUAGAGUUUUUAAGGAAAUAAAUUUGUUUUGAUAC